This is a messenger RNA of Vollenhovia emeryi, 4283 nucleotides long. RefSeq names its product fork head domain-containing protein FD4 (gene fd102C). Gene Ontology annotation, molecular function: RNA polymerase II cis-regulatory region sequence-specific DNA binding; DNA-binding transcription factor activity, RNA polymerase II-specific. Lineage: Eukaryota; Metazoa; Arthropoda; Insecta; Hymenoptera; Formicidae. Bases 488 to 1723 code for a protein of 411 amino acids. The record is from RefSeq and is a predicted model, not a curated record. The transcript has a single exon. Gene Ontology annotation, biological process: regulation of transcription by RNA polymerase II; cell differentiation; anatomical structure morphogenesis.
GGCACCGAGAUGUUCCCCGCGCGAUGGGCGGUCUCCGUUUGCGCGGCCGCGCACUGAGCGGCACGAAAAACCCGUCGGCGAGGCAGUCGCACUCGGCCGAGGAUCGUAAAUCAUGAACAGUCCGCUGUUCGAUGCGCAUCGCGGCAAACAGGGUGAAAACUGUCGGGAAAACAGGGACUGCCGCGAUUGUCGGCGCGGCGCGACGUCGCCACCCCCGGAGCGAUAAUUUACGAGCCCGGCAUUGAGAGUCCCGCGCGUAUAUCGGGACCAUCGGAAGCCGGAGUAGCGGGCGGCGGAGUUCAGUGCGCGGCAAAGUGCUCCAUUUUCUCCGAUGUUCUCCAAUCUGACAAUUCCAUGACCACGUAGUCCAACGCGAAGAACCGUCGCUGUUCGCGAUCGCGACGAGCGUUUCUCCCCCGCGGGGAGAACGUUCGGUGAAACGAUCGCCGGCCAGAAUCGAGGAUCGGUGUCGAGUUGGCUGAUCGUCAUGUGCAGCAACGAGAGUCCGCCGCCGGCGAAGGAGCCGUUGGCCGUUGGCUUGGGUAACCCGAUGGCCAGCUUCCUGCCGGGUCUCGAGCACUAUCGGCUGCACCUCUAUCAUUACGCGAUGGCGGAACGGUUGCGGCUGGCGCAGCAGAUGCAGCACCCCGGCGUGGCUCAUCCGCCUUCGGGGGCGCCGACGGCUCAUCUGGGCAUGAGCCCGGGAUUUCCGGCGCCGCUGCCGCUCUACCCGACGGCCGCCGGGGGUUACCCCAGCCGACUGGCACUGUCCAUGGCGCUGUUGCACCCGCAUCACCAACGGAUACCCGAAGAACCGAAACCCCAGCACAGUUACAUCGGCCUGAUCGCCAUGGCGAUACUGUCGUCGCCGGAGAAGAAGCUCGUGCUGUCCGACAUCUACCAACACAUCCUCGAACAUUAUCCUUACUUCCGCACCCGCGGGCCCGGCUGGCGCAAUUCCAUCCGACACAAUCUCUCGCUCAACGACUGCUUCGUCAAGUCCGGCAGGAGCGCCAACGGCAAGGGUCACUACUGGGCGAUCCAUCCGGCGAAUCUGGAGGACUUCCGGCGCGGCGAUUUCCGUCGGCGCAAGGCCCAACGUAAGGUCCGUCGGCACAUGGGUCUGGCGGUGGACGAGGAGCCGGAUAGCCCUAGCCCGCCACCCUUGCCCGCCACUCCGCCGCCCCCGACGGCGCUCGGCCCUUCGGUGGCCUCGCAACCGAUAUCCGCGAUAUGGGCGCCGCAUCACCACCACCAGCAGCAACAGCAGCAGCAGCAGCAGCAACAGAAUCCCUUCCAGAGCCAGUCCCUUCGACAAUCGUCCUUUCAGCCGAGGAAGCGCCAGUUCGACGUGGCGUCUCUCCUGGCGCCGGAUGAUCAACAACAGAUCGAGGCGGACGUUUUAGGGCCGGCCAAGUCGCGCAGGUUCAGCUGCAGCGAGGACGAGCUGCACGAUUUGCCGGAGGCCGAUCAGGACGACGAGGAUGUCGAUGUCGACGUGGUCGCCGACGCGAACGCCUUACCGUCGCCGAGCACGCCGCCGUCGGCCAGCCCGGACAUGCCCAAAGUCGUGUCUCCGGCUGCUCAUUGGAACCAUCAGAGUGUACCAAGCGGCGGCCAACAGCAGCAGCAGCAGCAGCUAUCGGCUGUACACCUUCACAAUCAUCUACACGUCAGGAAUUACUACAUCCCGGCUAACUCCGCCGGCGGGUCCAGCGUCUAAUGAAGGGCUCGGAAGCAGUCGGUCGGUUCGCGCGACAGGUAGCUGCUCGUGUCUGUCGAGUGUCCACGAUCUUGUCUCUCCUUUUCACCGCGCGCUUUCGAAAACUUUUCGAGUAUUCCAUUACGAUAUGUCCCGCUCGUAUCGCGCUGUUUUCUAAAGACUCGCUUAUUUGGUAGAGACGAAUUUUCUUUCGACAAAAAUCUCGUUAAACCCAUCGUUGUCGAAUGAACGAACACCGAGAGAUUUUUUAACAAUGAGAAACCAGACAAGUCUCAGGGGAAAAUGCGAUAAGUGAUAAAAUCAUAUUUUAACUAAGCUUUAAUAGAAUUCUAAUUGAAACUUAGUUGCAAGGAUAUGCAAUAUUAAAAGGUGAAAAGUCGUCGAGGGGGGAAAUUGUCCCGUUCAAUUAAUGAGUAGAUAAGCGUAAGUAAGUUGACAAACAGCAGAUUCCCUCGGCUUUGAAUUGAGUAAGAGUUCGUCACGGCAAGACAAUGCGGUAAAAGUGAGAUACGCCGUAGGCGAAGAUCUGAGAAUGAUAGAGGCUCUGAGCAAUAAUAAUUGAAUUGUACAAGGACGGUCAUUUAGACCGGUUACAAUGGAGAGCUAUGUUGCACUUUGUAUUAUUUUUAUAUUAUUAUGUAUAUGUUGUUAUAUAUAUAUUUAUGUAAUAUAUUAUAUCAUAUUUAUAUACCAUUUAUAUGUAUUAAUUAUCGAAGUCGCGCGCAUGUUACGAGUGCGUGCUUAGGGUCUGUAUCAUUCUCAGCGCUCCGUAUUUCCAGACGCGCCGAGACGAGGGAAAACGUCUGAAAGGUAUUCGUGAGACGUUUCGAAUUCUCUCUUGGAGGUUUAUAUUUUCCGGAUAUGAAUGUGGCACGCGUAUACAAGAAUGCGCGUAAGAUGACCUCCGACGUGGACAAGGCGGAAAAUUGUCGGGUGUUGUGUGUAUAGCGUGACCACGCAAGAAACGGAUCAAUCUAGUGCCGAUUAUGUUUCUAUUAGCGUCACACGAGGGUCACGCUCUCGCGUGCUAUUCGUACUGUGCGUCUUUGAUCGUUUUACGCUAUUGGCGUUAGGCCCGGGCUACAAUGAGUGGCUAGUCGUGGGUCCAAAGUCGGAACUAUGCGUCGGCCCUGUUUCUUUCGCCCAGAAAGAAAAAGGAUUGACACGUACGAGUUGUUACUCGUUGUAGACCGGGUGUAAAAGCUCUGCGCGUCGGCGUCAAGUUCUGACUCGCUUGCCGUCUGGUUGGGACUUGAACGGGGAAAAGACGGGACAGAAAGUGGAAAGGAGAAUCGUGUCUUUGUUAGAUUUGAAAAUAAUGACCAAAGUUUCAGAUAGACUAUUAAAAAAUUAAUUCGCUUCCACGUUCGACGCUUGAGUCAGGAUAUCCGUACAACAUGAGUGUUCAAAAGAGCCACGAAAGUCUCGCGAAGAUGUUUCAGGAACGUUUCGACUUUUCAGACGUGCUUCAUUGAACUGCGGAUUUUGUCAUUUAGAUGCGAGGCUCAAGUAUCUCAUUUUCCUCCUGAUUAAUAAACGGAGAUUCUCGUGUAACAGAAGCUAGCUUCUUGUCGACGGACAACCGACCUUUCUCUUCAUCGAGCACGAAGAGCGACUCGAGUUUGGCAAUUCGAACGGAGCAAGCUCCGGCUGUGCCCGGAGAACUUUUACGUGUAUCAUAUAGAUAAAUGUCUAAGGAAAAAAUUAUAUAUAGACUGGAGUUCGACGGUGGAAUCUAUAAAGCACACGACGACUAACCGACGGUCGUCGCACGAUCGCCAAUCAUCGUACGACGAUCGACGAUCCCAACGCGGCUCGUUUAUCUUAAAAAUGACAGGCAAACCGUACCGUAAAUAUAUCUUAAAGUUAAUACGCUUGUCUAACGUAAAGCAUCCAUUUAUGAUAUCCAUUGCAGCACCUUUAUAUACCACCGUGGAAGAAGAUAAGUUUAUAAGAGGAAAGAUAUAUGAAACAGAUCCGUUCGACGUCUCCCGAAGUACUUAUAAUUUGCUCCAUUUUUUUUAGACGAACGACUCGCGUUUGUCGCCGACAGAGAUUCUACCGGCGAAUUUAGAAUUUUUUUGUAAAUACGCGGCCCGGUUGCCGGACAGGGCAGCACGAGAAACUGAUGUACGCGGGGCAUUACGUCAGACUGAUUGCGAUCUCCGCUUGUUCAUAGUGUAACAUAAAAGUCGUUUAGGGUCUAACAUAGCGCAUCCCCAUUGUAUAAUCCACGUUGGUAGAGACGGUAAAAAAAAACGAAGAUAUAUAUAUUAUAUAUAUAUAUAUUCUGUACAAACCCGAGUACUCCUCCCCCUCUCCGGUCCUCCCCCUUGUAUAUGUAUAUGUAUAUGUAUCGAUGUAUACGUACCUGUGCGUAUAGAAUUCAGAUACGCGGUUCGCGCGAUCGCGACGAUUAACGAUCGCGUUACCGAUGUCGCACCGAUGAGAAACGCAAGACCAUUUUUUCACAGUUACCUCGUAAGCAUACGCCGGCGGCCUCUCUCUCUGUUACUGUCUCGAUGCAACUGAACUUUAAUAAAGUUUCUGUUCCCACGAA